Copidosoma floridanum is the source of this 1292-nucleotide messenger RNA. It is a transcript of the gene ATPsyngamma, whose product is annotated as ATP synthase, gamma subunit. The record is from RefSeq and is a predicted model, not a curated record. Gene Ontology annotation, molecular function: proton-transporting ATP synthase activity, rotational mechanism. Lineage: Eukaryota; Metazoa; Arthropoda; Insecta; Hymenoptera; Encyrtidae. Gene Ontology annotation, biological process: proton motive force-driven ATP synthesis.
GUAUUGUGGUGCCGUCCCUGCACUGGCUCGCUCGUGCUCGUCGCUCCUAUCGCUCCUAAUCGUCGUCGUCCGCAGCGGCACUGUCUCCUUCUGGUCAGAUCAUCGUCCGGACGACUUUGUGCACAGAAGCGCACCUUUUGGUUGCGGUUGUUCCGUCGAGGCAGUGGAACAGUUCAUCUGAGCAGUGACAAUGCUUCGCCAAGGAACGAACCUGGUGCUGGCUGCUGCCCAGCAGCCACAGAUCCAACAACGUAACAUGGCUACUCUGAAGGCCAUCUCCAUGAGGUUGAAGUCGGUCAAGAAUAUUCAAAAAAUCACACAGUCCAUGAAGAUGGUCUCAGCAGCUAAGUACAACAGGGCCGAGCGAGAGCUUAAACAGGCCAGGCCAUUGGGUCAGGGCUCCAAAACUUUCUACGAGCAAGCUGAGAUCACGGCUCCCGAGACCGAGCCCAAGAAACUCCUGGUUGCAGUGACUAGCGAUCGAGGUCUCUGUGGUGCUGUGCACACCGGCGUGUCCAGAACCAUUCGCGAUCAGCUGCUCGCCAAUCCGACCGAACGCGAGAAUACCAAGAUUGUUUGCAUUGGGGAGAAGUCGCGUGCCAUCCUUCAGCGCCUGUUUGGCAAGAAUAUUCUUUUUGUCGCGUCUGAGGUUGGUCGUAAGCCUCCCACGUUCAAUGAUGCUGCCAGAGUCGCUGCUGAGAUUAUGAAUAGCGAAUACACAUAUGGAUCUGGCAAAAUUAUCUACAACAGGUUCAGGUCUGUUGUAUCCUACGUCACCGACAAUUUGCCAUUGUUUGAUAAGGGUGCGGUUGUUGCUGCGCCCAAGCUUUCCGUUUACGACUCGUUGGACGACGAGGUGAUCCAAUGUUAUUUGGAAUUCUCCUUGGCGUCUAUGCUAUUCUACUCGAUGAAAGAGGGGGCAUGCAGCGAACAAUCUAGCCGAAUGACUGCCAUGGAUAAUGCCAGCAAAAACGCUGGAGAGAUGAUUGACAAGCUUACUCUCACCUUCAAUCGUACCAGACAGGCCGUUAUCACCAGGGAGCUUAUUGAAAUUAUUUCUGGUGCUGCUGCAUUGGAAUAAUAAGUUUCAUAAAACUUUUAUUAGAAUAUUCUAAGAACAGAAAAAAUAGGAAUAAAAACUGUCAACGCGGAAUACUUGGUCGAAAAAACUUCCUUUCUACGAAAGAGUUAAUAAUCAAUGUAAAUGUAUUGUUUCUGUAACUACCACUUACAGUCUUCUUAAUUCCAUCAAAGUUGCUGUGUGGUGACUAAUAAAUUAAAAUACACUAUUA